CUGAAUAAAUGAAGAACACAGUUACGAAGGAUUAUGGCAGUGUCGACACAUCUGCACUUUACAAUCCUUGUUCAGCACUUAACAACAAUGUAAAUAUAAAUAUGGUGGUGUUUAUUAAACCCGACCCGAAACUUGUUCUUGUUAUGGCACAAAAACACAAAUCCUUCACAAUUAACUCGAUUUUGGCCGGAAGUGAAGUGAAGGACGAGGACAGUGAGAGUGAUAGCGAUUUGGAUGUGACUGGGGAUGACACCCCACCGCUGGACUGCUCCCAGAAGGCGGCAGAGAGCAAAGAAACCGAAGGGAAUGGAGAAAAAAGCAGCAAACCCACCGAAAAGCCCCCGUACAGUUACAACGCCCUUAUCAUGAUGGCGAUUCGGAACAGUCCCGAAAAACGCCUCACUUUGAACGGAAUCUACGAAUACAUAAUCCGGAAUUUUCCCUACUACAAGGAGAACAAGCAAGGAUGGCAGAACUCGAUUAGACACAACCUCAGUCUGAACAAAUGCUUUGUGAAGGUCCCCCGUCAUUACGACGAUCCCGGGAAAGGGAAUUACUGGAUGCUGGACCCUUCAGCCGAGGAUGUGUUUAUAGGGACCAGCACUGGGAAGCUUCGCCGGCGGUCAAGCGCAGCCUCCAGGACACGACUAGCUGCGUUCAAACGCACGAUAGCCCUGGGGGGCUUUUACCCGCCUUUUACCCCCUUCGGGCACUUGUACCCGAUGCUCUACCAACGGUACCCAUACCCAGGACCCAGUUUUCUGCGACCUGGGAUGUUCGAAAUGUACGGAAACUUGCGCCUAGCCCCCCAGUGCCCCCUCCAGAUCCCGCUCCCAGUGGUCCCGAGGGAGGAAGAAGGACUCCUCAAACCUGUCACUGUGAUAACUAAAAAUAAUUGAUUGUACAAACUGUAAAUAAAGUUGUAAAUGUCGAAA
Tribolium castaneum (red flour beetle) is the source of this 935-nucleotide messenger RNA. Its product is annotated as fork head domain transcription factor slp2. Bases 9 to 899 code for a protein of 296 amino acids. The record is from RefSeq and is a predicted model, not a curated record. The transcript is spliced from 2 exons. Gene Ontology annotation, molecular function: sequence-specific double-stranded DNA binding; DNA-binding transcription factor activity. Gene Ontology annotation, cellular component: nucleus. Lineage: Eukaryota; Metazoa; Arthropoda; Insecta; Coleoptera; Tenebrionidae. Gene Ontology annotation, biological process: regulation of transcription by RNA polymerase II.